AUGCAGCUCUCGAGAUUUCUUUUCCGCGUCGCCCUGCUGCUGUGUCCGAUAGCCUUAAUUGGCACGACAUGGCUGUAUUUGUACCCCAUUUUCCACGGUUGCGCAUUCCCAAAGCCCCCAUCUACGGAGGCGCAAGCCAUCGCACCCUUCCGUCUCCUCUCCCUCGGUGAUCCCCAGCUCGAGGGCGACUCUUCACUCCCCGACCCGAAUGCGCUCAUUUUUCCAUCGAUCGAGAAGCUCGUACCGGAUCUGCGCGAUGCGGCCAACUCAACCCAGAGACGAGACAUUGUAGAACAAGCAGCAAGAGGUGUUGUGAAAGAUGUUGGCAGAUGGCUCGAGGGGAAAAGGAAGGCUAUAGAUCUCUGGGGGAACGACUGGUAUCUUUCGCACAUUGUAAGAAGCCUACGGUGGUGGACUGAACCCACACAUAUCAGUGUACUUGGUGACUUGCUGGGCAGUCAGUGGGUCACAGAUGGCGAGUUCACGAAGCGGGCAGGGCGUUAUUGGAACAUUGUCAUGAGGGGAUUGGAGAAGGUGCCGGAUGCCAUCUUUGGUGCUCUUGAGCCUGGGAAGAAAGAACAGCCGCCAACAGAGCCUACAACGGAACAGGACGUUUCAGGAGAAGAGGCGAUAGACGAGGAGCCGAAACCAGAGAGGAAGGCACUGUGGGGUGGUACAACAGAAGUGCUGGGUGCUGAUCAAAAUUGGGAAAAGCGCGUCAUCAACAUCGUUGGAAACCACGACGUCGGUUACGCUGGCGACAUCGACGAGUCGCGCAUCGAGCGAUUCGAAAAGGCCUUUGGGAGUUCCAACUGGGAUAUUUGGUUCACGCUCCCGGACACACUGCGCUUAAACAAGACCACCGAAUCCUCUACACCAGACCUGCCCAGACCUCCGACGCUCCGCCUCAUCAUCCUAAACUCGAUGAAUCUCGAUACACCCGCCUGGUCUUCCGACCUUCAAACCGAGACCUACUCCUACAUGAACCACAUCAUAACCAGCUCCCUUCCAGUCAACGACAAGACGCACUCUACCAUACUCCUCACCCAUAUCCCGCUCGAGAAGGAGGAAGGUGUCUGUGUCGAUAGCCCAUACUUCGACUUCUUUGAGGGCGGUCAAGGAGUGAAGGAGCAAAACAUGCUUUCAGGCCAUGCUAGCAAGAUCGUUCUUGAGGGAUUGUUUGGCAUGAGUGCGAACAAAGACGCCGAAGGCAAGGGACAGGGCAGAAGGGGUAUAAUACUCAACGGACAUGAUCACGCUGGCUGCGAUGUUGUACACUAUAUUCGUCAACCCGGCGUGGACGAUGCGUGUCAAGUGGCUCAUGUGAAGAGAGAGGAAGCAUACUGGCCAGCGAGCACUACAAACGAUACCAUGAUUGCUACUUCGAUGGAUAUCGAUGGCGUCGACAUCAAUGUUGUAGCCGCUAACGACACGAUUGCUGAAUCCGAUCCUACCCCAGAGCCUACCCCAGAGCCUGAACCUCCCGCACCGCCGAAAUGGAAGGCUCGUCGGUUCCCGCCGCGUCCAUACGACAUCACCCCAGCCAACGAAUGCACUUCCAUUAACGACGUCCCUCACAUCCGCGAGAUCACGCUCCGUAGCAUGAUGGGAGAGUAUUCAGGCUACGCAGGUUUCCUAUCAGCGUGGUUCGAUGAAAGCAAAGGCGGGAAAGGCGAGUGGGUCUUCGAGUUUAGCACGUGUGGAGUUGGGGUUCAGCAUUGGUGGUGGGGUGUACACAUUGUUGAUUUGGUCUUGCUGCUCUGUUUCCUAUUCGGGAUCUUGGCGAGUGUUUAUGAGCGUGUAGCAGUGGACACAAGAUAUCCAGCGAUCACCAAGGACAGGAAGAAGCCAGAGUCGGAAUCGACCAAGACCUCAACGGAGGGGGAGACGGUUGUACAUACGACGCGCGAGAGGACGUCCUCGGUCACGGAAGUUACGAAGCGAAGGAUAUGGAUUAGUAUUUAG
Molecule: messenger RNA, 1965 nt
Organism: Alternaria rosae
Lineage: Eukaryota; Fungi; Ascomycota; Dothideomycetes; Pleosporales; Pleosporaceae
Exons: 2
Coding region: 1-1965 (654 amino acids)
Biological process (GO): GPI anchor biosynthetic process
Cellular component (GO): endoplasmic reticulum
Source: RefSeq, a predicted model, not a curated record